CAGACAAUAUGGUAUUUUUUGCAGACGAAAAUUGCAAUGUUAGUCCGCAAAAUUGCAACAAAGCGAGAGAAGAGCUCCAGUGAAGAAGAAAACCACAGGAAACCUAACACAAACCUUAGCGAAAUGAAAUGAAGGUGAUUCCAAGCACAAACUAUGAAGAACAAGGAGAAAAAGCUUCUACUUUUGCGACUUCAAUCUUCGUUGCAACCAACGAGACAUGCAUGCUCUCUUAAACUUCAAGCAAGGAGUCACAGACACAUCUGGGGUGCUUUCUUCAUGGUCCACCGAACGAGAUUGUUGUGAAUGGAAAGGAGUGAUGUGUAGUAACAUCACAAGUAGAGUCACCGGAAUCACUCUUCCAUGUUCUGCAACUCUUCAAAGUUACGAGGACAAAAUGGAUAGAUCACAUUGCUUGACAGGUUCCAUUCACCUCUCCCUGUUGUUAGUGGAGUUGGAACUUUUAGAUUACUUGGAUUUGACAAACAAUGACUUCUUAGAAUUACAAUUUGAUUAUCUGCAUAAUCAUACUUGUCAUAAUCUAUCUAUGGCUACUUCUUCUCGCCAGUGUGUCAACUCUUCAACUCUACGUCAUCUUGAUUUAUCGCAUAACUGGAAUCUUGUCAUCAAUACCCUUAAAUGGCUUCCCUACAUUUCCUCCUUGGAAUAUCUCAACCUCCGUCGUAUUGAUCUGAGUAAGGAAACUAAUUGGCUUCAAUCAGUGACUAUGCUUCCAUCACUUUCACACCUCAAUAUGCGUGAUUGCGAACUUAAAGACUUGAGUUUGUCUCUUCAGUAUGCUAAUUUUACCAAACUACAAUUUCUUAGUCUUUCUGCAAAUGAAUUUAACUCAGAGUUACCUAAGUGGUUAUUCAAUCUUAGUUCUGGCAUUUAUGAUUUAUACCUUAGCUCAAGUUCUUUAAAAGGAUAUCUACCUAAGGCUCUGUUAAAUCUUCAUGAACUGAAAGACUUGGCUUUGGAUGACAAUAACUUUGAUGGACCCAUUCCAGAUUGGUUAGGCGAAUUCGAGCAUUUAGAAACUCUUUGUCUUGGAGAUAACAUGUUUUCUGGAUCAAUUCCCACAAAUUUGGGAAAUCUAUCAUCCUUAAUUACCUUGGAUGUUUCCUCAAAUCCAUUGACAGGAGUUGUGUCUGAGAGAAAUUUAGCCAAAUUGUCAAAAUUAAAGAAUCUGGAAAUAUCCUCAUGUUCCACAUUAAUCUUUGAUUUUGAUUCCCACUGGAUUCCACCUUUUCAACUUGAAGAAUUAACUCUUGGAUUUUCAAAUCCCAACCUUCCUGCGUGGUUGUAUACACAACGAUCUAUUCAAUUUUUAACUAUUUGGGACUCAUCAUUUAAGGCUUCGAACAAAUUUUGGAAUUUUAUAUCAAGAGUGACUGAAAUCGAAUUACAAGGCAAUUUGAUUGAUGGAAACAUAUCGAAUGUGUUGUUGAACUCUACAAUCAUCUAUCUGUCAUCAAAUUGUUUGAAAGGUGGCUUGCCGAUAUUAUCAUCAAACGUGAUCUAUGUUUCAUUAUCAAAUAAUUCAUUAUCUGGAGACAUGUCUCCCCUCUUAUGUGGUCAUAAUGUGUCAAAUGAGAAAAACAAUUUGUUGUUCUUGGACAUAUCAUUGAAUAAUCUAUCUGGAGGGCUUACCAAUUGUUGGAAUAAUUGGAAAUCUUUGGUUGCUGUUCACUUGGGAACAAAUAAUCUAUCAGGUAAGAUACCCUCGUCAAUGGGUUUGUUGUCUAAUCUUAAAUCACUCCAUUUGCAUGAGAACAAACUACAUGGAGAGAUUCCUCACUCAUUGAAAAAUUGUCACUCCCUAUUGGUCUUCAAUGUUCGUAAUAAUGACUUGUCUGGAAACAUACCAGAUUGGAUAUCUAAGAGCGUGAUGGCUCUCCAAUUAAGGUCCAAUAAUUUUAUUGGUAAAAUCCCACCACAAAUUUGCCAAAUGUCUUCCCUCCUUAUAUUGGAUAUUGCAUAUAACGCAAUUUACGGUCAUAUACCUAGUUGUCUCGGUAACAUCAAAACCCUAGUUUUUAAUAAUGCUUCAGUUAACAAAUUUCGUUUCUACUCUCCUUCCUUUGAUGAGGAUAGUUACUUGUUCAAUGAUGACAAUCUUGAAUUAGUUACUAAAGGUCAAGUAUUAGAAUAUGAUAAAAACUUACAUUUCAUGACCUUAAUUGAUAUGUCAAGUAACAAUUUGUCUGGAGCAAUACCUUUUCAAAUGUUUAGUCUCAUUGGAUUAUUAUCCUUGAACUUAUCCAACAAUAAAUUAGCUGGAAAAAUACCAAAUGAGAUAGGAAACAUGAAAAACUUAGAGUCCCUUGAUUUUUCAACAAACCAACUUGGCGGUGAAAUUCCUCAGAGUUUGUCCAGUCUGUCCUUCUUGGGUUACUUGAACCUCUCAUUCAACAAUCUAACAGGAAAAAUACCAUCAGGCACCCAACUUCUGGGCUUCUCUACACUGAGUUACAUUGGCAAUCGUGAUCUUUGUGGAUCCCCACUUACCAAAAUGUGCUUUCAGGAUGAUAAACAUAAAGGCAAAGAGCUUGUAGAUGAAGAUGGAAAUCAAUCUAAAUUUUUGACAUGGUUUUACAUUGGAUUAGAAUCUGGAUUUGUGACAGGCUUUUUGGGAGUUUGUUGUGCUAUUUUCUUGAAUAGAAACAUGAGGCAUGUUUGCUUCAAGCUUCUUUAUAACUUGAGAGAUCAACUUUAUAUCAUGGUGAACGUCAACAUGAAUCCAUUCCAUUAAAGUUGCAAAAUAAUAUUGGUAUUUCUCAUUCUAAUGCAAGUGGAAAAGAAGAGAAAAUAAAGGUGCAGUUCUUAUGGCAAAAUUACAAGCAAUGUCAACAAUGAUGAGCUUAAUAUCUACAUAUUUUUAUUAUUAAUAGUUGGAGUAUUUAGUUUUUGCUUUUUAAGUUGUAUAGUGAUGGUUUUCUGUUUUAUCUUUUGUUUUUCAUUUGUUAUGUCUCUAUCAUUUGUGUGAGAUGAGUAUAUCUAUCUAUUUUA
Vigna unguiculata (cowpea) is the source of this 3009-nucleotide messenger RNA. Its product is annotated as receptor-like protein EIX2. The record is from RefSeq and is a predicted model, not a curated record. NCBI's taxonomy places the organism in Eukaryota, Viridiplantae, Streptophyta, Magnoliopsida, Fabales, Fabaceae. Gene Ontology annotation, molecular function: protein binding.